UGUCAAACUAACGAGAACUAUUGCUUACGAUGACUGAGUCUUUUGAAUGGAACCGCCCCGACCUGAAUUGGGCGCACUUCCAUUCUCUCGCAAACCUUCUCUCACUUCGCAACGGUGGCCAAGCCGAACCUGCCGCAUUUUUCGAAGCCAUACUUGAGCAGGAUAGAGAGAUUCGCGACGACGGAGAUGAAGAUUCUCAUAGCGUGAAUACUGAUGUCGUGAAUCAGAUAUCAGAUUCAGGGCAUAGCAAACUGAAGAGAAGGUUUCUCGACGGGUUAGCUGGACUCGCAGCUAACGAGGAAGGCGGUAAAGCAGUUGCUUGCUCGGCCAUGAAAGAGGCUGAGGAUGAUGUUGUCAUCUGGCUAGCUCGUAAUGGGGGUUUCUCAGGCGAGGACAAACGUGUGUUCGAUAGUAUCGCAGAGCUGCUGAGUUCAAUGUCCUGCGGGAAAGUCCAGGAAUUCGAGUAUCUCUUAUGGAAAGAGAUGGUGUCUUACCAUGGUCGUCGGAUCAAACAACACUAUAUUCCUAAUUUGAGAUCAAGCUUUAAGGCCUACGAUGCUGUCCCAGCUAGAAACAUUGCCAAUGCGGCAGCGUACAAUCCAGAUCCCCAAAGCGGGAUUUCAGUCCUGCGAAAUCUCCUUUUCGAUAACCCUUUUGGUAGUGCUGACGUCUUUGAAAAGCAUGCGAACCUGAUAGUGGCAUCGUACAACCUGCGUCGGACAAGAUCCGUCGAAGAGGUGCUGAACAAUUCCACAUAUGCGACUCGGGAAUCGAAGAGAUUGUGGCAGAGAAUUUGUCUACUCUCCAGGCUUCGUGCUGCUUACCAAAAUUUUCUGGACAUCGCCCAGACACUCCCAAGCUUCGCGCAAGUCAAGUUCGUCCUGGUACCCCUUCUGGUUGCGCCUCCAAAUCCGCCUCAACCGCCACUCACGUUGAAGCAAACGUUCAGAAUACUCGAUUUAAACCUAGAUGACACUACGAGAGAGGCAGUUUUGACUAAAGUUUGCAAAGCCACCGAGACUGGAAAGAAGUUUGCGAAUUUGCAGAAGCAAAAACCCUAUGUGCACGCCGAGGUACAAAUGAUGGUCUUCCUUGCUGCCAAUGAACCAAUCAACUCAAAGUUUCUCCCAUACCUCGGGUGUAGCAAGCUGAGCUGCUUCAUGUGUAAUCAAUUCCUACAGGCAUAUGAUCUGUGUUCAACAAGAGGGUGCCACGGCCGUCUCUUCAAACCAUGGACUGUUCCGAGCGCAGACAGAUUAUUGCCGGGUCAUGCCGACCGAAUAGCCAGAGCACUUACGUCAGUGCAAGAGCAUGUCAAAAACAAGUUACGGGAAUCGGUCAAGAGCCAUGUCCGACUUGAGCGAACUUCGGUCGUCGGAGGAAGCAGCAUUGCGCGUGAGCAACCGGAAGAUAACUCAUCAAGAAGAUCGCAAAUCGAUGAGCUGGAGAAGAAAGCCACACACGCGAGAGUUGCAGCAAGCUUCAGAAGACAAUCUGAGGACACAGUCACCCCCUUCAUACCAAGAGGCUUUGACAGAGACCGAUUAGCCUUGGAGUGUGACAUAUGCGACAGGAUGACGAGAAGAAGCUGCAGUAUCUGCAAUAAAGGCUCCUUCUGCAGCGAAGGCUGCGAAAGGAAGAGGUCUGGAUCGCAUCUGUUCACAUGCUCAAAACGCUCAAUCACAUCAGCUGAUUAUCUAUGGAUGUCAUUAGCAGAUGAUCGCAUGCCUGAUGAGGGGGAUGUUCUUGAAGACUUUGGGUUCAACAAUACGUCUUCUUACCAGGACAGAACGUACCUCUUAGGUCUUUACAGAGGUCUUUACCUUUCCGGCAGCUUCUCAGCGGAGGAUCUUCACAAAUGGCGUACCGGAGGCAUCCUAGCCGAAAAGAUCGAAGAGUUUUAUUAUGGCAUUCCUGAACAAUCACGCGGGGGCUAUUUCCCAUGGUACUUGCAGAACCGCCAUGUUUUGAGUCGUCCUGGGACGGAAGGAGAGGGGAGUCAACAUCUCAUAGCCACCUUCUACGACAAAGUUAAAUCCUACCUGGAUGUCAACGAUCGCAACAAAACGGCGAAAGAAUUGAAACCAGAAGCCAAGAGAGAUGCUUACAACUUGCUAGCGACAGUGUCACAUCAAUUCAUGCCCAAUCCCAUCGAGAAGAACUGGUACUCUUUCGGAUUUGUAACUUGCCGAGGAAAGGACGAAGAGAAUAUACUCGCAGAGAUCUACCGGUGUCUUCUCCUCAAAAGCGGUGGAGGCUUCUUCUCUGACGUCUACCAAAGCUUAAGGGCCCACAAUCAGCCUGUCAAUUUUACGCAAUUCUGGAAAGCGUAUGAAGCCGGCACUCUCAUACAGCUUAUGGACGCGAGUAGCCUCAAGGAUUCCCGAUCCCGUCUUCCGUUCCUGGAAGUCUUCCUGUCCGUUCCGCGAGCCUGUGGCCGUCCCUCCGUAUGGGGUCUGAAGUGGAUGCUUGAAAUCAACGACCCCACGAACUUUGAGCCCAUUCCUUCAGUCAGCGUUGACUAUGGCUUUAUCAACUGUCACACAUUUGAGGAGACCUGUACACUGGUCGAAAUUUACAGAAGAGUGCUCCUGAAUACAAGUCCACUGGAUCUUCAUCAAGCGUGCAUUACAGGGACCCUGUGGCAGUUCGCAAGCGGUCGUAUUCGGAUGGAAGAGCGGUGGAGGCCAUUGAUGAAAGAUGACCAUUUACAGGUCGAAUCAACAGCGUCGGAGGUAAGCGUGGAUACGGAGUCAAGAGCAGGAUGCGAAACGGACGGAGAUCCUGUGGAGUUUUCACCUUUAUUAUCGAGACUGUUACGUUCUAUCGGCAUUUCCUGAUUCAACUCUUUAUGUCGUAGUGG
Alternaria alternata is the source of this 2863-nucleotide messenger RNA. RefSeq lists its product as hypothetical. Lineage: Eukaryota; Fungi; Ascomycota; Dothideomycetes; Pleosporales; Pleosporaceae. The coding region runs from base 30 to 2840 and encodes 936 amino acids. The transcript is spliced from 3 exons. The record is from RefSeq and is a predicted model, not a curated record.